Leptomonas pyrrhocoris is the source of this 3940-nucleotide messenger RNA. RefSeq lists its product as hypothetical. Gene Ontology annotation, biological process: protein import into nucleus. NCBI's taxonomy places the organism in Eukaryota, Euglenozoa, Kinetoplastea, Trypanosomatida, Trypanosomatidae. The transcript has a single exon. The record is from RefSeq and is a predicted model, not a curated record. Bases 89 to 3940 code for a protein of 1283 amino acids. Gene Ontology annotation, cellular component: cytosol; nuclear envelope.
AGUGCAAUUGAGGCACAGUACAGCAGUCGAAUCAAACAGAAGAUCGCUUCGACGGAUAAGUGCAAACAACAUCAACAACAAGGGCAUAAUGGAGAGCACCCCAUUGGAGGGGCUGUUGUCGUGCAUUCUCAGCGCGGAUAAUGUACUGCGCAAGGCAGCGGAAAAGGAGCUGGAGCAGCGCAGCAGCACCGCUCCGGAUUUUUGUGUAACUCUUGCUCAUUACUGCGGGAGUGUUGUCGGCGACAAAGAACAGCGCGCUCUCGCGUUGGUGGCCUUCUCCGUUCUCAAGCGCAGCCUCUCAAACUCCAUCCACUAUGAAGAGCUGCAGCAGGUGGUGUCUCUCUUUCUUGGUCACCUCGGCGACGUUGCCGUGGGGUCUGAGGUGAGCGUGGCGACGGUUCGCCAAUGGAACUCGGUCGUGGCGACGGGUGUUCACCGCCUCGCCGUGCUGCGCGUGACCCUCGCCGCAUCGCCGGCGCGAGAUGCCGCCGCUGUGGCUGCCUGUUUCGAGUCUGUUUCGAACCUCAUCACGUCGCAGCUUCUCCACGCGUUCGCACACUUGACGCAGGCGACCGCUGCCGAAGUGAGUAUCGUGCACAGCCACGUGUACUUGUUGCAAAGCUUUUUUGAGGAGCCGGUCCCGGAAGCCACGCACGUGUGGUGUGCGGAGCUCGUGGCGAGCUGCGUGUCGCCUCUGCUAGGGAUUGUAUGUAGUAUUGCAACCGCCCAGCAUGCUGCCGCAAAGGGGGUGUCUUCUCUUGAUGAGUAUCGAGCGCGUUGCGCUCUUCAAGUUCUUGUCGCCCAAACGCUCUGUGUACUAUACGAAUGGCAAUUUGCGGCAUCUCGUGGCAGCAAAUUCCCUGCGGAUCUUAGGAAUGCCUUUAUCCAAACAUUUCCUUCAUUACAGACAUACCUGCUUGUACCGUGUGCGCAGUGGGCUGCUGCGGCCGUCUCUCCGACCGCCGCCGAUGACGCGUCGGGUUUGUCCGUUGCGCUGUCCCGUGCCGCUCCGCUGAUCGCAGCUUCUCUCGCGACGCAAGAGUUGCUGGUGAAGGUGUUGCAGUACGGUGGAUGGUAUAAACGGUGUGCCUCAGCAGAGCUGCUGCAGGGGAUCCUGAACUCUCUGGAGGCGGAUGUCGUCAGUUAUCAGGUGGCCUUAUCCAUGGAGGACGGUGAGGAAGUGGGUGGUGGCUCCGUCCCAGCGAUGUCUAGCGGAGGACGGGUGGACAGCUGGGUUGCCGUCGGCGACGGGGCGGUGCCGGAGACAGCCGAGCUGGUGCGCUGCCACGUGACGCAACGUUGGACGCUUUUCCGUGAUGUCGCCCUCCUUCCUUUUCUGCAGCGCGGCUUCAUCGACGUCGUCGGCGAUCAGUGCGGGCGCCGGUACUACGAGCUGCUACUCGCCUACGCGGUGCUUGCGCCGUCAGAGGCGGAUGCGUGGCUGGACGAUCCCAACAUCUUUCUGCGAGAAGAGGAGGAGCGCGAAGACGGCGUGCGAUGGACCGCGCGCGAGACCGUUGCGCAGCUGUACACGGACAGCAUCACUGCACUUGGACCGCUGUUUUUACAUGCCACAUUGGAGGACCUUAAUGCGCGUCUUUUCUCUGAGGAGCCGGAUGACGCGACGGCUGCGAUGGGCGCCACCCACCAAGGUACGCAGAAGCAAUUGUUGAUGAUGCAACGAGAGGCCCGUCUGUUUUUCAUGGAGGUGGUUCUGCGCCAGUGCUCCAAAAACCUGCGCGAGUGUGGGGUGGCCGACUUUACGCGACUGGCGGCGCACAUCUGGGGCCACGAUGUCGCAGGCCCCACCGCACACGCCGCGACAAGUGCGCGGGCGCUGAUGCUGCUCACCGCCAUUGUACAAUUUUCUGGUGUGUCUCCGCAACGGAGCACCGCAGCGGCCAAUCCUACGCCUACGCCGGCGGCACUCAACGCCUUCAUGGCCACCGCCGUUGCGGAGAGUGCCGCGGUUCUCGCCACUCUCGCGUCGCCAUCGCCUGCCCCGUCGUGCUCGCUCUUUGUCGCGGUGGUGUUGUGCCGAUUUCUGCAGAGCACGCUGCCCUACUGGCCACCAACCGUGUUAGAGCAACAUUUUGCCGCGCUGCAGAAUUCACUCUUAUUUCUUCUCUCUCCACAGGUUGGCUUGAACGAAGAGGUUCUGUAUGGUACGGUAGAACAGCUGACGGACCUUCUUCACGCUGCGCAGCGUAAGGUGCGGGGAACCAGCGCCAGCAGCAACAACAACGCUGGACAGGUUUCUCUCGUGUCGGAACGACUGCCAGCGAUUGUGAUGGAUUGCUGGCGGCGCCACGUUAGUGAUCCGAGCUUUGCGGAUGUCGUGCUGCAGCUGCUCCGCCGCGUUGUACGUGACGGCGGCCGCGGCGUUGCUGGUGGCACCAGCGGGAGUUCAGCCCUUUCGCAGCUUUUGCUAGAGCUGUCGUGGGUCAACAACGUCUUGUGCGGCUACGCCGACUCCAUGGCGGAGGUGUGCGCCGUACCGUACUUUUUACGGCUGCUGCGCUUCAUCUUUACGUACGCCCCAGACGAGGUUGCCAACGAGGCGGCGACGCUCAUGCUGGACAGUCUGUGCCAGCUCCUCCUCUGCACCGACGAGUCGGCCAUCCUGGUCGCGUCGAGCAGCUGCCUCGCUGCGCUGCUGCGUCGUUGCCCGUCGGCUCAGUCGUUGCAGGUGCAAGUCGUCGCUGCCAGCGUGGAGGCGGCGUUGUCCGGCACCGACAGCGCGGUGGAGCAAGGUGCCGUUGUGGACACCGCGCUGCUCGCCCACGCGCCGCGUGCGGUCUACCCCUUCUCAGCGGUGGUUGUGGCCAUCGUGCUGCGCACCUUGCAGGAUGCCCGAGGUGAAGCGUCCCUGCUGGAGAUGGGACAGACGCUGGUCACCAUCAUGCGUCGAUCAUCCAGCUUUUCUGAAGCGGACCUGCUGCGUGUGGUUCAUGCCACGGUGCAUCGACUUGGUGUCGUGCGGACGGACACGGUGACACAGCAGUUGCUUGCGCCGCUUGCUACGCUGCUGCUGCUCUACCCUGCCGUGCUGCUGCGUACACUCGUGCAGGGCGGGCUUCUCGCGGAAACGAUGGCACACUGGCUGCCGCGAGUGGAGUACUUUACGAACCUCAGCGUGACCUACUCGUCGUGUGAGGGGUUGUUGGGGCUGCUCCAAAUGCUGUCGGAGUCCGCGCGGGCUUCCAUGACCGCGGAGGAGUGUCAGCAAGUCGCACAGCAGCCCGUGUCAUGUCGCUGGAAACUCCCUGAAGACGUUUGCGGCGGUGCGCCGGAGGAAAAGACUGGCUCGCGUAAAUCAACGAAGCGCAACCCUGAGAAGAAGGGCGGCAAGUCCUUUGCACAUCAGACGACGUUCGGGUCAACUCUUGUCGGUGGUGCAGUGGUCGAAACCAGUCUGCCGUUGUAUACGGCCAUUCUCGUUGCUGUUGGCCGCGGUUUGCUGACGCUGCUUGGUGCGCCGCUGUCUGCGCUCCGUCGUGCGAGUCAGCCUGACAAUGUCGAUCUCGCGGACAACGACGGCGAAAGCGGCUCUUCCUUUUCCUCGGAGGACGACGACGGUGUGGAGAGGGGCAACCGACUCUUCCAAGAAGACAGCAACGACGAUAACGAUGGCGAUAACAGCGAAGAGAGUUGGGACGGGGACGAGGAGGAGGAGGUGGACAGCUUUGAAGGCCACAAUGGCGAUGAUGGUGACGCAACUGCGUCGCCGCCGUUGACACAGGACGUUGCACCACCUGCGGUAGGUGGACGAGCGAGGAACGAAAAGAUGGAGAAGGAGCGGAUUGUGGCAGCGAUGGGAGCGCAGCUGUUGCCGUGGAUGCAGAGGUAUGGCAACGAGGUGUCACCGUACUUUACAGCGGAGGAGACGCGGCUACUCAUGCUCUUCUUUGCCUCGGCCGCUAACAGCAACACUGUGUAG